Messenger RNA from Vicia villosa (hairy vetch), 893 nucleotides. Its product is annotated as cysteine-rich receptor-like protein kinase 26. The record is from RefSeq and is a predicted model, not a curated record. The transcript has a single exon. Lineage: Eukaryota; Viridiplantae; Streptophyta; Magnoliopsida; Fabales; Fabaceae. Bases 1 to 828 code for a protein of 275 amino acids.
AUGGCUUUCAUUUCCUUUCAUUAUUCUCUCUUUCUCCUAAUAAUAACCAUUUUCUCAUCAUCAAAACUAGCCAACGCAGCAAACACCAUACAGAAUUUCCACUACUUCUGUGAUUUUAACAACAGAGGCAACUACACAGACAACAGCAUCUACCACACAAACCUCAAAACCCUUCUAUCAACUCUCACUUCCAAUACACAAAUCAACUACGGUUUCUACAAUUCCUCAAACGGCGAAAACACAAACAAAGCAUACGCUAUUGGUCUCUGCAGAGGCGAUGUUAAGCAAAACGAGUGUCUUAACUGCCUCAAGGCUUCAAGCAACAAUCUCACACAGCUUUGUCCGAACAGAAAAGAAGCAAUUGGUUGGUACGAAGAUGAGAAAUGCAUGUUGCGUUAUUCAGAUCGAUCCAUAUUUCGAUUCUUGGAAAUAGGACCUGCUUAUUAUGCAAACAACAUGAAUAAUGCAACUGAUUUGAGUGUGUUCAAUGAAGCUCUCCGCAAUUUGCUAGAUAAUUUGACUCGGAGAGCUUCAUCGGGUGAUUCUAGAUUGAAGUAUGCUGCUGAUAGUACCCUCGGUCCUAAUUAUCAAACUAUAUAUGGUUUGGUUCAGUGUACGCCUGAUUUGUCUGAAUCAGAUUGUAAUUCGUGUUUGGUUCAGUCUAUUGCGCGUAUACCGAUUGAUUGUUGUAAAGACAAGAUUGGUGGAAGAGUUGUUCGGCCUAGUUGUAACAUGAGAUUUGAAACCAAUUUCCCAUUCUAUGAUCCUACAGCGACGCCACCACCACCUCCCCCUCCUGAACCAGGUACUUGUUAUUAUGCUCAUUAAAUUUUAUUAACUUAGUAUUUGUUAUUGAGAUCGUGGCUUUAAAUUGAGAGUGUUGCGUUUGCGGU